This is a messenger RNA of Pipistrellus kuhlii (Kuhl's pipistrelle), 2999 nucleotides long. RefSeq names its product cytohesin 4 (gene CYTH4). Gene Ontology annotation, biological process: regulation of ARF protein signal transduction. The coding region runs from base 130 to 1314 and encodes 394 amino acids. Lineage: Eukaryota; Metazoa; Chordata; Mammalia; Chiroptera; Vespertilionidae. Gene Ontology annotation, molecular function: guanyl-nucleotide exchange factor activity. The record is from RefSeq and is a predicted model, not a curated record. The transcript has 13 exons.
GGGCGGGGCGAGCAGCGGGAAGGGGCCUGCUGCGGCCGAGGUGACACAUCUCUGCCUGCCGGGCCAGCAGCAGCGGGGCCAGCAGUUCGAGGGGCACCCACGGGCCACGGUUCCCCACGAGGCUUCGGAAUGGACCUGUGCCACCCAGACCCAGCAGAGCUGAGCAGUGGGGAGGCCGAGGAGCUGCAGCGAAUCAGAUGGCACCGGAAGCAGCUUCUGGACGACAUCCAGAAGCUGAAGGAUGAGAUCGAAGAUGUGUUUGCCCAAAUCGACUGCUUCGAGAUAACAGAGGAGAGCCGGAUGGCCCAAAAGGAGAAGGAGCUGUGCAUCGGGCGCAAGAAGUUCAACAUGGACCCUGUGAAGGGCAUCCAGUACCUCACUGAGCACAAGCUGCUGACCUCCAGCGCCCAGGACAUCGCCCAGUUCCUGUACAAGGGCGAGGGUCUCAACAAGACGGCCAUCGGUACCUACCUGGGGGAGAGGGACCCCAUCAACCUGCAGGUCCUCCAGGCCUUUGUGGACUGCCACGAGUUCUCCAACCUCAACCUCGUCCAGGCCCUCAGGCAGUUCCUCUGGAGCUUCCGGCUGCCGGGCGAGGCCCAGAAGAUCGACCGGAUGAUGGAGACGUUCGCCACGCGCUACUGCCUCUGCAACCCGGGCGUCUUCCAGUCCACAGACACCUGCUACGUCCUGUCCUUCUCCAUCAUCAUGCUCAACACCAGCCUGCACAACCCCAACGUCCGGGACAAGCCGCCCUUCGAGCGCUUCGUGUCCAUGAACCGCGGCAUCAACGGCGGCAGCGACCUGCCCGAGGACCAGCUGCGGAACCUCUUCGACAGCAUCAAGAGCGAGCCCUUCUCCAUCCCUGAGGACGACGGCAACGACCUCACCCACACUUUCUUCAACCCCGACCGCGAGGGCUGGCUGCUCAAGCUGGGGGGCCGUGUGAAGACGUGGAAGCGGCGCUGGUUCAUCCUGACGGACAGCUGCCUCUACUACUUCGAGUUCACCACGGACAAGGAGCCUCGGGGAAUCAUCCCCCUUGAAAACCUGUCGGUGCAGAAGGUGGACGACCCCAAGAAGCCGUUCUGCCUGGAGCUCUACAACCCCAGCUGCCGGGGCCAGAAGAUCAAAGCCUGCAAGACGGACGGGGACGGCAAGGUGGUGGAGGGCAAGCACCAGUCUUACCGGAUCUCGGCCUCCAGCGCCGAGGAGCGGGACCAGUGGAUCGAGGCCAUACGGGCCAGCAUCACCCGUGUCCCCUUCUACGACCUGGUCUCUGCCCGGAAGAAGAAGAUUGCCAGCAAGGACUGAGCUCCCGGGACGGGGUGCUGGGCCCGGCAGCCCGGACCCCAUGACUAUGGAACCUGGAGACCCGCCGCCCAGUGCAGGGCACGCUUUCCAGGCCUGCAGACACCCUCCCUCCCCAUGGCUUGGAGCUGACAGGACGGGAGGCGGGGCUCAGGAAGGUGGGUGGGAACAGCUGAGGACCCCGAAGGUCAAUGAGGUCCCUCGGCACCCAGCUGCUGCCAGGAGAGGCCUGAGGAAGCGGGCGAAGAGAAGCCAGACACCUCCCCACCCGGUCCUCUCUCUGGGCCUCAGUUUCCCCUUCUGUGAAGGUCUCCUCGCACUCUGGAAAGCCGUCAGGCCUCACGGCAGGAGGGCCGUGGCGUUCCUAAGCCCCAUCUCCAGGGCGCUGGGUGCCUUCUGCCCAGGUCUCUUUCCUCCUCUGGUUCUGGGAAAACUGGGCAAUGUCUUGGCCCCUCUGGCUCUGUGUGUGCUCCUCGCCAUUCCCUACGGUGAGGGGAGCCUCAGCCCCUGGCUGCCUCCCGCCUCUCGGACUGCUUCCUCCAGGCAGGCGGACGGGAUUGCACCAGGUCUCCCGAAGGAGCUUCCGGCUGGAGAUGUCUGCACGUGUUUGCUGAGCCGGCGGGGACUCUGGACUGAAGGCUGCUGGGGAGCUGAGAGCAGCGUGGGCUCCACCCUCGGGGUGUCCAUUUCAGGGGAGGCGCAGGCAGGACUCCUCAAGAACAUGGCACAGCACAUCCCAGGCGGACGCACUUGGUGGUGCAACCAAGAGGCCCAGAAUGGACAGCGUGUGGGUGUGGUUAGCAGGAAGGCUGCCUGGAGGCGGCGGCCAUGGCAGCCACGGCGAUGAGUGACACAGAAGCUCAUGGCAGUCUCAGCCAAGGCUUCCCUGCGAGACCACGGAGCGGGAUUCCGUGGUGGCGAGGGGCCGCCCAGCGGGGCCUCGCACCUUGAGCCCCUCUCUCUGUGGCAGCACCGGCACCAUGAGAGCUGAGCCGACUUCCCGGCGACCGGCAGGCGCCUCUGUCUCCUGGGAGGCCCUGGCCUGGGGGAGGAUGCCUCCCUCGAGCAGGCUUCUCCUCAGAGGCACUUCUCACCCCCUCACCGGGUCCUGGGGGAGCCCCGAGGGAAGUUCCCUGAAGGAAGCAGCAUAUGGGGCUGCCUCUGCCCGCUGCCAGCCUGUGCCAGCCUGAGUGGGCGAGCAGGAGCUCCGGGGGUUCCCCAGGGGAGGGGAGGCAGCCUCUGCUUCCCCCACCGCCUCUGCGUGCCCACCUCCCCGGCGUCAGGAUGGAGCGGCCGCCUGGUGAAGGGAGACCCGUCUCGGGAGUGUGCAAGGGCCUGGCGUGAGACUGCACGGAGAAGGCGCUGAGCUGGGCAGCUGCGGGAGGCCGCCUUGCAGGAAUGUCAGGACGUCCCAGCCCCCGGGUCAGCCUGGGAGCUGGCCUCCACCUCUGCCACCUCUGCCACCUCACCGGCUCAGGAAGGGGCAGCCAGGGCUCACGGGAGGAGCCCUGGCCUGGGGGUCACGGGGCCUGAGGUCCUCUCCUGCCACUGUCCCCCGCUGACUGUGAUCUCAGUCCCCUCCCGCCCCCUCUGUCCCCGGCGCCCCCCUCACUGAGGGGAACGGGUGCUGUCUGGGCGCGGGAGCAUGAGUCACUCAGUUGAGAGAAUAAAAGUCAUUAUGCACCUCA